AUGUCCACCUCUGAUGUUGCCAUACAGCUCAUCAACGAGGCAAAAGAGUUCCAUCCUGAAGUUUUGGACUUCUUUGACAAAUGCGUUGAAAGCCGGGACGUCGGAAUGGACUAUCAUGUUAUUUCUGUCUUUGGGUCACAAUCUAGUGGGAAGUCAACGCUGCUCAAUGCGCUUUUUGGGACCCAUUUUGAUACUAUGAAUGCGAAGGAGAAACGCCAGCAGACAACGAAGGGCAUUUGGCUCGGCCAUACCAAAGACGUUGCUGUUUCUACGGACAAAAGAGAGCCAAUGAAAGAUCUUUUCGUCUUGGACGUGGAGGGAUCUGACGGUGCAGAACGUGGCGAAGACCAGGAUUUCGAGAGGAAAGCCGCGCUUUUUGCAAUCGCGGUGUCCGAAAUUUUGAUUGUGAACAUGUGGGAACAGCAAGUUGGACUCUACCAGGGCAAUAACAUGGCGUUGCUAAAAACGGUUUUCGAGGUCAACUUGUCCCUUUUUGGCCAUAGAAACGACCAUAAAGUGCUUCUGUUAUUCGUGAUCAGAGAUCACGUAGGUGUCACUCCACUCACAAGCCUCCAGCAAACACUAGAAACGGAAUUGGAGGACAUCUGGUCAGGUUUGACAAAGCCCGAAGGCUGCUCAGGCCGCUCUCUUUACGAUUUCUUUGAUCUCAAGUUUACUGCUCUAGCCCACAAAGUGCUGCAACCGGACGUUUUCUCAGAGAAUGUAGGAUCCUUGGGGCUUAAAUUUCAAGACAAAACCGGCACAGAAGCCACCUAUUUCAAGCCCGAGUACCACCACAACUUGCCGCUGGAUGGCUGGACGAUGUAUGCGGGGAACUGCUGGAACCAAAUCGAAACAAACAAAGAUCUCGACCUGCCCACCCAACAGAUUCUAGUCGCCAAGUUUAAAACAGAAGAGAUCGCACAGCAGGCCUUUGCAGUGUUUUCUGAGAAUUAUCCAAAGGACAGUUUCGAGGCGAACGAGCAGUCAAAGCUAAUAGAAACCUUACACGACCUUAAAGCCCAGUGUAUUGAAGAGUACGACACUUAUGCCUCGCGGUAUGCCAAACCUGUUUACACAGAGACCAGGAGUGGACUAGUAAAUGAUAUUGAAGCCAAGUUCAGAGAAACCGUUUCCCAGCAUCUUCUCAACCUGACUGAAAUCUUGAUUUCAGCUUUUGAGAAAGGUGUGCUGAAGAGAUCCAAAGCAACUCCUUUUGAUCAACAAUUGGAGUCUGCGCGCUCUGAGGCCAGUGAUAAGUUUCAUGUGGCUGUUUCCGACUUUACAAAUCGCGAGCUUCUCACGCAUCUAACGAAAGAAGAGGCGCUUUUCAGCUCGGCUUUGGAACAAGCGUGUGCCACACAAAUUCAGAAAGAACUCAAGCAAAUUGUAGUUCGCUCCAACAAGCUUAUCACAAACGGCAUCAAGGACGAGAUAGUAUUUUUACUGGCGCAUCCAGAAAAGGAUUUGUGGGAUCAAGUCAUGAAAAGUUUCAACGACAUCAUCUGCAAAUCUGUUCAGAGGUUCUCUCCAGAAGUAGGGCAAUUCGACUUCCAGAUUGGCGUAUCAGAAGAUGAAAACAAAAAAGUCUACGAGCAGAUUCGAUCAAGCGCAUGGGCUUCCUUGCACGAGAUUGUCCAUGAUUACCUCACUGAGGAUAACGUUGCGUCGAUUUUGAGAGAACGAUUCGAGAACAAAUUCAGAUUCGAUGAAAAUGACUCCCCCCGGUUAUGGAAGAACGAAGAGGAAAUCGAUGCUGUUUACAGGGUUGCCAAGGAACAUGCCACGGAAGUUUUGGAUGUGUUGUCUCUCGCUGCCACUUCGCGUCACAUCGAGGUUAUUCCUGACGUUCGCGUUAAAGCUUUGAACGGUUUAGACGAAGAGAUAGAUCUUCGGGGCGAGUACGAAGACGACGAAGGUGUUUUCCACCAGAAAAGCUUUGCUCACAUUUUAACCGCGUCUCAAAGAGAGAAGGUCCUUCAAAACUUCAAGCGUCAGAUAAACACGACAGUGAUUGAGGCCAAGAGAUCGAUUAUACGCACAACAACGCAUAUUCCAGUGUAUGUAUAUGCUCUAAUUGCAGUGCUGGGUUGGAAUGAAUUCCUCAUGAUUAUCAGAAACCCCUUAUUUGUCACACUGCUGCUCAUCUUCGGAGUGGCCUUCUACUUUGUUCACAAGCUCAAUCUCUGGAACCCUCUUUUGACGCUGGCUAAUUCGGCCGUCAGCGAGACAAAAGCUUUGGCAAAGGACAAAAUAAUGGGAUUCUUAGAAGACAAGCCUGAGGCUGCAGCGUCCUGGUCUUCUACAUCGAGCAACUCUGGACAUAAGAAAACGAGUGUUCCCAAGGAAGAGUUUGAACUACAAGACAUGCCUAAAGAAUCAGCACCAAGUGCUGUUGACGAAGAGUAA
This is a messenger RNA of Lachancea meyersii CBS 8951, 2409 nucleotides long. The record is from the annotation of a GenBank genome assembly. NCBI's taxonomy places the organism in Eukaryota, Fungi, Ascomycota, Saccharomycetes, Saccharomycetales, Saccharomycetaceae.